AUGCUAACAAGAGGAAGGCUCCUUGCCUCCGAGGAAAGGACAUAUGUGUGGGUUGCUCCUGCGAAGGAAAAUCGUGCCAUCCUAUCCCGGCCGACCUGCGUGGCAUUUGUGCGAAAUGGAACCAUACACGACGAUCACCAACUGCGGCGUUAUGCGCUUGCCACUCCCGACACUGCCUCCACAGCAUUGGUCCUCCCUGACGACGAGCUUGACGAGCGCCUACGGAUCGCGGAGAUCUUUCCUGUCAAGCAUGCGAAAGAGCCUCUCGGCUUAUGUAGACUUGUCCACGAUGGCACUGGCCAUCAUCGCUGUGUUGCCUGUGCACCAACUGCUCAGGGUCGAGCGGACGCUCAGCCAAGACGACAACCUUUUGGGCUUUCAUAG
Messenger RNA from Sporothrix schenckii 1099-18, 384 nucleotides. RefSeq lists its product as uncharacterized. The transcript has 3 exons. The coding region runs from base 1 to 384 and encodes 127 amino acids. NCBI's taxonomy places the organism in Eukaryota, Fungi, Ascomycota, Sordariomycetes, Ophiostomatales, Ophiostomataceae. The record is from RefSeq and is a predicted model, not a curated record.